GGUAAAUAGUGGGCAAUGACUUGGCGAUCAAAGGAGACAAUGGCAGCGAAGAGAGACCUGAAUCUUGCACUUCCGACACUUGCUCCCUUGAAUCUCUUCGAUGCGGACAGAACCAGCUCAGCAGGGAAGGAUGCACUCGCUGACUUGGCUCGCGAUUAGGGACGCGUCCGACGGGAGACGCUGGAUGCUGACUUGCUUCGAUGCCCGCUCGGUCGCCUUGGUCGAUGGCCGCCUUUCGACUUUUCGCUGCUCAUCAGUACUUCACUCCCCUCCCCUCACACACAUCUCCCUGAGCAUGGUGCUCGUCGCUGCCAUGUCUACUACCUCAACCUCUGCUGAGCCUCUCAACGCUGACAACCUCGCAAGGCUUUCACGUCGCUCAUCGACUGACCACCUCGACUGGGUCAUUGAGCAAUGUCGCACCACGUAUUCAAUCGAGAAGCUACCAGCUGCCACCGAAGACAGACCUUGGCCAUCAUCGAAGAGGCCGUCCGUUAAUCAAGAAGACGCAACCCGCCCCUCACCAUGGCGUCGACGUGACGGUGGCGACAAGGGAAGUAAGUGAGAGCGUGCGUCUGAAGUGCUCAGCAUCAGUGCUUACCAUCACGCUCCUUCGCGACCCCUGCCAGAUCCUCUCCUCUCCUACGACCCUCCAGGCACCAGUUCAUACGCUCGCAAGCUCACCGUCGACGCCAAGAAGCGUAAGACCGACAGCUGCUUUCAUGUUGUGG
Molecule: messenger RNA, 731 nt
Organism: Jaminaea rosea
Lineage: Eukaryota; Fungi; Basidiomycota; Exobasidiomycetes; Microstromatales
Exons: 1
Source: RefSeq, a predicted model, not a curated record